Molecule: messenger RNA, 342 nt
Organism: Fusarium oxysporum Fo47
Lineage: Eukaryota; Fungi; Ascomycota; Sordariomycetes; Hypocreales; Nectriaceae
Exons: 1
Coding region: 1-342 (113 amino acids)
Source: RefSeq, a predicted model, not a curated record
AUGGAAUUUAACAAUCUCACGCUCAAGCAUGACUGUCCAAAUAACCAUACGUCUAUUGCUUUUGAUGAUGUAUACCGUACCUACAAAGACGAUCAAAACCCCGAAGCCCUCUUCGGAAAGGCGUUACGCUACCUUUCUUCCUUGAGAGUGAAUCACGCAUCGGCGCAACAGGAGAUCAUCCGCGGCGAGAUCAUGGAGUCACUUUUCCACACAAUCUACGGCAGCAAUCGUAUCGAACAAGCAGGUCUAGGUUGGGAUGUCACACGGUAUCUCUGUUAUAAGACCCUACAUGAGCCCGACUCCAUACUCGAAGUCAAUGAGGAUGAUUCAGCCUUCGAUUAG